Messenger RNA from Sinocyclocheilus anshuiensis, 2599 nucleotides. Its product is annotated as extracellular matrix protein 2-like. NCBI's taxonomy places the organism in Eukaryota, Metazoa, Chordata, Actinopteri, Cypriniformes, Cyprinidae. Gene Ontology annotation, cellular component: extracellular matrix. Gene Ontology annotation, biological process: positive regulation of cell-substrate adhesion; extracellular matrix organization. Gene Ontology annotation, molecular function: collagen V binding; protein binding; heparin binding. The record is from RefSeq and is a predicted model, not a curated record. Bases 80 to 2122 code for a protein of 680 amino acids. The transcript has 11 exons.
UGUCACUGUCUCCCUCAGAGUCAUUGAGACAGCUGUCUCUAGCAGAUCAUACCUGAACUGACUCCAGCGUACAUUAACAAUGUACAAGCCUUUAGCUUUGUGUCUGUGUCUGUGUUUAGCACUUUUAGUGGCUGAAGGAAAACGAGAAAAGGGAAGAAGACAGAGACAGAGGAACUCCAGACGAUUCUUAUCUGCUGAAGAUGCACCUGAGUAUGAUAACCGAUUCCUUCCAGGUCAUAGCAGUCAGUGCUUGGUGAAUGGGAUUUCUCUGUUUGAGGGGGUUGUCUGGUCUCCGGAGCCUUGCAGUGUGUGCCAGUGUAAACAUGGAGCAGUGAGCUGCCGAACCAUCCCCUGCCCAGCCAGAGCUUCACCCACCUUGAACUCUGUGGCCAGUAAGUCCAGUCCAAUAUCUGCGGGGAAAACAAGCUCGAAAAACAGACUGACAGGAAAUGGAAAACCAUCUGUGGGGACGAAGGUUCUGGAGGUGAAACCAAAGAAGAACAAGAUGGUGGUCACCCCAGCAAAAGAACCACCCUCAAAUGUCCCUAAGAAGCAAGUGAAGACAAACCAGGAGGUGAUUGUGAGUCUGGAUCCUAGUAAACUGCCUAAGACCCCUAUAAUAUCCACAGGACCUCAGUAUAUGAGACCAGUCCAUUUUGAUAUUGAUGACCACGAUGAUGAUGACUAUCUAGAGGACGACAGUGACAGUGAUGAUGAUGACGAUGAUAACCGCAGCAUUCUGGUGUUCAGAUCUGCUCUUCGCCCUGUAGCAAUCGAAAGACGAGUAAUGCCGCCCACACUCAAACCAGCCAUACCACGAGCAGAACCAGCCUUUGCUCUUCCUACAAGAAAAUCUGUGAUACUGCCCACUGCAAGGCCACUGCCAGCCCCCAGUGGGCGAUCGGUGGAUAGAGGUAUUGGCCGUCCAAUCGUCCGCACCUCUGUUCAUAUGGAGUCUCUCCCAGCAGGCUGCCUGCUUUCAGAGUCUCUUAUAGCUUGUGGAAACACUUACCUUACCCAAAUGCCCAUCAUCAAAGAUGCAGGGGUCAGGAGUCUCUUUCUUGCAGAUAACAAAAUCAGCAAGAUCCCAUCGCAUGCUCUAGCAGGUCUUCCCAACCUGGAGUGGCUCGACCUCAGCAAGAACAAGCUGGAUGUUUUCUCUUUGGGACCAAAUGUGUUUCGGAACUUGAUGAGGCUCAGGAGGUUGAACCUUGAUGGAAACAACUUCACUAAAGUGCCGGCUCUCCCUCCCUCACUGGUGGAGCUGAAGAUCAACGAUAAUAAACUCAGUGGUCUCACUCCCCACAGCUUUCAGGGUUUGUCCCAGCUGCUGACACUGGAGUUAGAGGAUAAUUAUUUCCACGAUGGAAACGUCUCUCCUCUGGCCUUCAAGCCUCUGAGAAGGCUGAUUUACCUAAGACUGGAUGACAACAAGUUCAGGGCUAUUCCCUCUGGUCUGCCUAUUUCAGUACAGGAGCUGCACCUUUCUGACAACAAGAUAGAGGUGGUCCAUUCAGGGCUGCUCAACAAGACCACAAACCUGAGAGUCCUGAACCUCAGCCAUAACCGAAUCCGAGAGGACCGCAUUCAUCCAAGAGCAUGGAUACACUUGCUAAAACUGGAGUAUUUAGACCUUUCCCACAAUAAGCUGGUUCACGUUCCCUCUUUCCUGCCGGUUGGCCUGCGGCAACUCAUCUUGCAUCACAACCAAAUUGAGCGCAUCCCUGGCUAUGUGUUCGGCCACCUGCAACCUGGUCUGGAGUCCCUGCAGCUGUCUUACAACCGUCUGCGUGAAGACGGGAUAAAUGAAGUGUCCUUUCUGGGCCUGUACAACUCACUGACUGAACUGCUGUUGGACCAUAACCAGCUCAGAUCAAUCCCACGAAGCAUUCUACAGUUAAAGAACCUGCAGCACCUGAGACUGAACCAUAACUACAUCAGCUACAUCACUAUGAACUCUUUGUGUGACACUACGGCCCGUGAGGACUCCCUGCUGGUGUCUGUUCACCUGGAGUACAACCUGAUCGACCGCCGCCUCAUUCCGCCAACAGCCUUCUCCUGCAUCAAAACCUACCAGAGCGUCCUUCUGCGGCCCCAGAGAUACGAAGAGCACCAGGAAUGAAAGCGUUUUUUGGGGCUGUAGUUUACAAUGCAUCUCAGUUCAAGGCAUAAUUCAGAGUUUUAAGUGAAAUGAAGAUAAAGAUGCAGCACAUCUUUCACACCAGAGGCCUUUCAUUUUGUGUAAGUUGUGUUUUAGUUGCGUUCUGACCAUCUCUUCUCUGUCUCAUUGGGGUCACAUAUGCUCAUGCCUUUUUUUCUGCUUUACUACAACUAAAAACUACUGCAGACAUUUGCUGUUUGAUGUUAGUAUUGGCUGUGUUUAUGCUUUAACAGAUUUGCAGGGCUUUUUGCACAGAUUUACAUGGUGCUAAAUGUCCAUCUAUCCUGUUGCAGUUGACAUCAUAUUUUUGUGUAUGUCUGUUGUUGUUGUUGUUUGUUAUCAUAUCUAAUAUCUGUCUUGGUUUGUUUUAUACGUGUAUGUCCGCAAUUUACAAUCUCUUAUAAAGCAAACUUGUUUGUGCAAGGAUUUCUUUCUUUU